AUGAAUCCAACGGGGGAGGUGAUUUACGACACUAUGACGGCGCAGUCGCGGCAGGAUGUGACGCAGCCGCACUACGUCUCCUGGGAGCCGGAUGGGCGCUACUUUCGUCAGGAGAAGGUGGGGGAAGGUUCCUACGGGGUUGUGUACAAGUGCCUUGACCGACAGACGGGCCGCAUCGUCGCCGCGAAGCGGAUCUCGCUGAGGCUGAGGGAUGAGGGGGUGCCCGCAACCGCGGUGCGGGAGGUGUCACUCCUGCGGGAGCUGGACCACCCGUACGUGGUGCGGCUCCUGGACGUCUCCCUCCAGGACUACAAGCUGCUCCUCAUCUUUGAGUACAUGGAGAAGGACCUGCAGGGGUUCAUCAAGCAGCGCGCCACCCCGCUCGUGGGAGGGAAGCUGCAGCGCAUUAUGUUUCAGUUGUUGCUGGGAUUGCACGCCUGUCAUAGCCGCCGCUUUGUGCACCGUGACAUCAAGCCGAGUAAUAUACUCAUCAGCCGGGACGAGUCUGUGGUGAAGCUGGCGGACUUUGGCCUGGGCCGCGCCUUCCGCGUCCCUAUGCAGACCUACACGACGGAGGUGAUGACGCUGUGGUACCGGGCGCCGGAGGUCCUCCUCGGCGACAAACACUACCUCCCCGCCGUCGAUAUGUGGUCGAUUGGGUGCGUCAUGGCGGAGCUCGCCAAGGGGACCCCCCUCUUCGCCUCGGAAAACGGCAUCUGUCAGCUGUUCACCAUCUUCAAGGUGCUCGGCACCCCGUCGGAGGCGACGUGGCCCGGCGUGUCGUCGCUGAUGCACUACAACGUCUCCUUCCCCCAGUGGCGGCCCAUCCCGCUUGGCAGCGUCAUUCCGACGCUGGACGCCGACGGGAUCGAUCUGCUGCAGCGCAUGCUGCACUACAGCCCACGCCAGCGCAUCACCGCCUACGAGGCGCUCCGCCACUGCUGGUUUGACGACGUGCGGCGUGAAAUGAGUGAGGAGGGCGCUCUCUAG
Messenger RNA from Trypanosoma conorhini, 990 nucleotides. Its product is annotated as protein kinase. The coding region runs from base 1 to 990 and encodes 329 amino acids. Gene Ontology annotation, molecular function: ATP binding; cyclin-dependent protein serine/threonine kinase activity; cyclin binding. The transcript has a single exon. The record is from RefSeq and is a predicted model, not a curated record. Lineage: Eukaryota; Euglenozoa; Kinetoplastea; Trypanosomatida; Trypanosomatidae. Gene Ontology annotation, cellular component: cytoplasm; cyclin-dependent protein kinase holoenzyme complex; nucleus. Gene Ontology annotation, biological process: signal transduction; regulation of gene expression; G1/S transition of mitotic cell cycle.